CACGUUUUCUCAAACAAUGUGUAUUUAACAGACACGUAUUUACCAAAACACACAUAACACAGAUAACUUUCGAUGAACAGACCUAGGUGCUAUGUUGGAAUGGAUGACUACAUUUGAGUGAAGAGGGUGAUGCAUAAUACUGAAAAUGAACUUGUCACUUUGUGGGUGUGGCUUCCUAGGGAUCUACCAUCUGGGCGUGGCAGUCUGUCUGAGAGACCACGCCCCCUCUCUCCUUAAAAGCCUGAAGCGAGUGUGUGGAGCAUCAGCAGGGUCAUUGGUUGGCUGUGUAUUAGUGUCAGAUCCAACAAAGAUAGAGGCCUGCAUUGACUUCACCCUGAAGUUGGCGGAUGACAUUCGUAAGAAACCUUUAGGAGCCAUGACGCCAGGGUUUAACCUCCUGGUACCAUUGCGCGGAUUUCUAGAGGAGCACCUUCCCCCAAACGCCCACCAAGUGUGCUCUAAUGCUCUCUAUGUGUCUGUAACAAAUGUCCAGACGAAAAAGAACGAGAUUGCAUGCCAGUAUUCUUCAAGGGAGGAACUCAUACAGCACCUGAUGGCCAGCUGCCACAUUCCUUUGUAUGCAGCUUUACAGAGUCCAGUUAUCUCUGGCAAGAAAUACAUGGAUGGGGGUAUGACAAACAACCUGGUGAUAUUUGAAGAUGGCCGUACGCUGACUGUGUCUCCCUUCUGCGGACCCCAAGACAUCUGUCCUCGUGACAAGCCGGGUAAAGGAUGGUACUUCAAUUUUGCCGAACAAAAUUUUCAGAUGAAUAGGAAAAAUAUGGUGAGAGGUAUGCACGCUUUGUUUCCCCCCUCACAGAAAAACUUACAAAUUUAUUUCAAUCAGGGUAAAAGAGAUGCUGAAAAGUUCCUUAGGAAGGAGGGACAGUAUGUGUCUUGAUCUGCAGAUCUCAAAACCAGGCUGUGAUUUGAUCAUCCGUCAAUGUCCCUGAAUUCAGGUCAAUAAAGUGAAAAAUACCAACUCUUAUGUAAGUCCGAAUUAUUCUGACGUUUUAUCGACUUUUUGUAUAUCGGUCUGUUGU
This is a messenger RNA of Mizuhopecten yessoensis (Yesso scallop), 1043 nucleotides long. Its product is annotated as patatin-like phospholipase domain-containing protein 4. Gene Ontology annotation, molecular function: triacylglycerol lipase activity. The transcript is spliced from 5 exons. Bases 146 to 901 code for a protein of 251 amino acids. The record is from RefSeq and is a predicted model, not a curated record. Gene Ontology annotation, biological process: lipid homeostasis; triglyceride catabolic process. Gene Ontology annotation, cellular component: cytoplasm; membrane; lipid droplet. Lineage: Eukaryota; Metazoa; Mollusca; Bivalvia; Pectinida; Pectinidae.